This is a messenger RNA of Oldenlandia corymbosa var. corymbosa, 1038 nucleotides long. The record is from the annotation of a GenBank genome assembly. Lineage: Eukaryota; Viridiplantae; Streptophyta; Magnoliopsida; Gentianales; Rubiaceae.
CAAAAUUCACCAAGAAAAAAAAAAUCCCACGAAGUUGCAUAAUUGUUGGGGGUGACAAUUGCCCCUUAGCUAUUGCCUAUUUAAACUAGAAAGUCAGCUAAAGCAUGCGUAAAUGACUUUUUUGGCAAUUAUUUUCCAACCCUCAGAUCAAAAAAGUCCAACAUUUUUGUGUAAAUAAUUAAAGAUUCAACGAACAUCUGCCCAACGUUAUCAAACGCCCAGCAGCCAUAUAUCUCCAAUUACCUACUUUUUCCUGGGUUGGAACUUGGAAGUUUCAAAAUUAAUAUACACCCAACCAAAUUGCUUCUCAAACUAAAAAGGAUAUCUUCCAAAACCUUCUUCUUCUUCUGCUUCUAAGUAUUCUUUCUCCUUAGUCAGCUAGAAGAAAGAUCAUCAUGUUGAGAGCUUUGAGCACAAGAAAUGGCAGAGGGUAUGAAAAGUUGAGGGAUGAGUAUCAUGAAAGCAGCACUGAUCCAUUUUUGGACCCCAAACUGAUGAGGGCCAGAACUGUGCCUGCUGGGAAAUUGUUUAGUACUUCAUCAACAAAGCAUUUGGAAUCUGGCCCAACUCGUGAAGAGAAAAAAUUUGAGAAGAAGGCGAAGAAGGUGAGCAAGGUGCAUCCCAUAUUCACUCUGUUUCAUCCCAGGUUAAGGCAGAAGGCAACUGCAAAGCCAGAGGUCUCCAGAUACUUGGAAUAUCUCAAGGAAGGAGGUAUCUUACCCACCAAUGGAAACAUGCCUGUAGUUUAAAAGUACAUAGUAGUUUAUAUUCACCUUUGUGAAACAUAAAAAACUAUAGAGAUUAUGGAUCAUCAUAAAAUUUUUUUGGAACUGCCCUUGAAAUGUAAUUCGUCAACUGCUUGUUUACAUCUACACAGCAGGAAUAAUAAUUAAUAGUUAAAAAUAAUCCAUGUUAUCUGUUAUAUUUGCAUUUCGUUUGGGUUAUUUUAUUUGUGGCCUCAGGAAAUGUCGUUUGUUGUGUAAUUUAGCCGUGUCUGGUUUAAAAUUUAGAACGCCAUGGCAAAUAAAUAUAUGAUGA